This is a messenger RNA of Scleropages formosus (Asian bonytongue), 1034 nucleotides long. RefSeq names its product derlin 2 (gene derl2). The record is from RefSeq and is a predicted model, not a curated record. Bases 157 to 1026 code for a protein of 289 amino acids. NCBI's taxonomy places the organism in Eukaryota, Metazoa, Chordata, Actinopteri, Osteoglossiformes, Osteoglossidae. The transcript is spliced from 8 exons.
AUUAAUAUUUCCCAUUGUACCACGCCGUUUUUUGCGAUUGGUCACCGGAGCCUCGUCAACCAAUCAGACAACGCCAUACCUGCCGCGGAGGGAACUGACCUUAUGAUUGACAGUCCAGCGGAUUAAUCAGGAAAGGGUAUAAAACUAACCAAACGAAUGAGCGCUCGAGGGCUCUAUUUCCUGAUGCUCUCUGUCACGCCUUGUGAUGACGUGUCCAGAAAGUCCCGGAAGCGCACAGUCAAUUCCAAAAUGGCUUACCAGACGUUCCAACAGGAGUACUUACAGAUUCCUGUUGUGACUAGGGCGUACACCACCGCUUGCGUUCUCACAACAGCCGCAGUGCAAUUAGAGCUCAUCACACCUUUCCAGCUGUAUUUCAACCCAGAUUUGAUACUGAACAAUUAUCAGGUAUGGCGGCUGGUGACCAAUUUUCUGUUCUUCGGUCCAGUUGGAUUCAAUUUUCUUUUCAACAUGAUUUUUUUGUAUCGAUACUGUCGGAUGCUGGAGGAGGGCUCUUUCAGAGGUCGCACUGCUGAUUUUGUCUUCAUGUUCCUUUUCGGUGGCCUUCUCAUGACCAUUUUUGGCACCUUUGUGAGUCUGGUUUUUCUGGGCCAGGCGUUUACCAUCAUGCUGGUGUACGUCUGGAGCAGGCGGAACCCCAAUGUACGGAUGAAUUUCUUUGGCCUUCUUAACUUCCAAGCACCCUUCCUGCCCUGGGUCCUCAUGGGCUUCUCCCUGCUGCUCGGUAACUCCAUUAUUGUGGACUUACUAGGUAUUGCUGUAGGACAUGUCUACUUCUUCCUAGAGGAUGUGUUUCCAAACCAGCCUGGGGGUGGCAGAUGGCUGAAGACUCCUACUAUUCUGAAGAUGCUGUUUGACAGUCCAGAACAGGAUGCAAAUUACAACCCCCUCCCAGAGGAUCGUCCAGGGGGUUUUGGUUGGGGUGAAGCACAACGCAUGGCCUACUGCAAGGUUUUAUACCAGUGUAUUACUGGGAAUUACCUCUCUUGGAGAUGCACUUGUUGAUGAGGAGA